AUGCCGCCGAAGGGAAAGGACAAAAAGAAAGGCAAGGGCAAAGGCAAAGGCAAGGACAAGAAGAGAAUCCCUUUGGUUCACCAAGGAGCCUAUAGAUUUGAUCAGAUUGGGAAACUGGUUCAUGUUUCCGAAAAAUUAUCAGAGCCCCUGAUAACGUGGAUUGAAAAGCUGAAACAGCAACUGGUUGAAACAAAGGAAAAAGCCCAAGAGGAGAAGGACAAACUGGAACAGAAGUACGCUCUGCAGAUACGUGAGCUGGAGGCUCGGUUCCAUCAGAAAGCCAAAGAAAUUGCCAUGAUUCAUACGGAGCUGAAAACAAUAAAACAAUUCCAGAAGAAAAAAACCCAAGUGGAGAAAGAAUUAGAUGAACUGAAAGAAAAUUUAAGAGUGACCGAGAAGAAACAUCAGGAAACUCUUAGAAGAAUAGAAAGCAGAUUUUUUGAAGAAAAGCACCGGCUAGAACAAGAGGCUGAAAGGAAGGUCGUAUUGCUAGCAGAGAGAGCCCACCAUGAAGCCGUGGUGCAGUUGAAUGCUGUUGGAAGAAAUGUUUUUAAAGAGAAUGUUUAUCUCCAGAAGUCUCUUGCAUAUCACCUUAAGGAAGUUGAUACUCUACGAAAAAACUCUGAGAAUUUGAAAGAGAGUCAUACCAGCCUGUCACAUCAGAAGGAGAUCAAUGAUCUACUGAUCAAGGAGAAGAUUAUGCAGCUAACCCAGCAAAGAGCACAAAUUCACCUCCUUCAGAAGAAGGUAGUCAGCUUGGAGAAUGCUCUGAGUUUCAUGACCAGAGAGUUUGAGACUGAAGUUUUGAAAGUGAAGCAAGAGGCAACAAUAGAAAACCAAGCAGGUCAGGUAGAAAUUGACAAGCUGCAGCAGCUUCUUCAGAUGAAGGACAGGGAAAUGAACCGAGUGAAGAAGCUGGCCAAGAACAUACUGGACGAGAGAACGGAGGUGGAAAGUUUCUUUUUAGAAGCCCUGCAUGAUGUGAAGCAGCAGAUCCUGACCAGCAGGAAACAUUACAAGCAGAUAGCACAAGCUGCUUUCAACUUAAAAAUGAGAAUGGCGUGUGCGGGAAAAACACAGUACCCCCAGAUCAGGACAUUUGGUGGCAGAGAGCACAGCACCAACAGUGUGAAUCAGGAUCUUCUGGAGGCUGAAAAGUGGUAUGGAUAA
Molecule: messenger RNA, 1170 nt
Organism: Octodon degus (degu)
Lineage: Eukaryota; Metazoa; Chordata; Mammalia; Rodentia; Octodontidae
Gene: Bbof1
Product: basal body orientation factor 1
Exons: 8
Coding region: 1-1170 (389 amino acids)
Source: RefSeq, a predicted model, not a curated record